This is a messenger RNA of Acanthopagrus latus (yellowfin seabream), 3022 nucleotides long. Its product is annotated as CD209 antigen-like protein E. The record is from RefSeq and is a predicted model, not a curated record. Gene Ontology annotation, cellular component: plasma membrane; signaling receptor complex. Bases 1923 to 2822 code for a protein of 299 amino acids. Lineage: Eukaryota; Metazoa; Chordata; Actinopteri; Spariformes; Sparidae. The transcript has 8 exons. Gene Ontology annotation, biological process: leukocyte cell-cell adhesion; lipoprotein metabolic process; cell death. Gene Ontology annotation, molecular function: low-density lipoprotein particle receptor activity.
UCCUCCUCUCUCUCCUCACCUGUUCCUCAUCUUGUAAUCAGCGUCUGUGUAUUUAGUCUCCGUGUUCCCUUCACUCCUUGUCCGGUCAUUGUUUUCUGUUUGUCUUGGUUUGUCUUUGGCGGUUCAUGUUCCGGUUCGAACUCCUGUUCCGUUUGGUAUGUUUUGGUUUUGAGUUUUCCAUGUUUGAGUUGAACUUUGAUUUUUUGAUUUGUACUUUGUCUCGCUGUUUUCUUUUGUCGUUACUUUAGUCUUGCUGCUUUCUUUGCUACUUUGUUUUGGGGUUUUUUUGGACCCCCUUGGUUUCUCACACUGCGAUUGUUGCAUUCAGCUUUGUGUAAUAAAGCUCACCUUUUGUUUCCCUUAUCUUGCCUCCUGCGUAACUGCGUUUCGGUCCACCUUCCCCUUCCAUAGUCUUCCCUUUUAACCCAACCCUGACAGAAUGACCGGACCAAAAAUGGACCCAGCAGACUACAGCCUACAGCUUUGUAGGCUGGGGGACAGACUGUUGGAGGUUGUGAGUGGCGAGGCUGACACAGAGGAGAAGCUAAGAGCCAUAGCUAGUUUUGAUAAGGAACUGUUUAUUAGGCCUUGGUUGAAGGGAAUCCCAUGUGUCGCACUCUUUAAAGCAGAGCUGGCUAACCUCAGAAAGGCCUUGGUGGCUUCAGCCAUAGCAAAGCUACCAGCCCCAGCCUCAGCUAAAAUGUCUCCUUUCUGGGGAACCCACCUGUCCUACAAAGUGCCCCCACCAAGAAAGUGACGAGACCGUCUACGUCCUGGCUCCCUGAAGUCAGGCUCAGGGGCCUCAGCCCAUACCUCAGCUCCAGCCACAGCCGAGCUCCGAGCCCAGGCCUCAGCCACAGCCGAGCUCCCAGCCCAGACCUCAGUCUCAACCCCGCCAACACCUGCCAGUGGCCCUCAGUCGGCGGUCCAGAUGGCGCCUGUUCCUGCACCUCGGUCGGUGGUCCGGCCGAGGCCUGUUCCUGCACCCACGCCAAGUCCAUUGUCUGCUCCUCGGUCGGGGGCCCGGCCGAGGUUGUUUGUUGCCAGAGACCCUUCAUCGGCUCCUAGGCCAUCAGCUCCCGGCAAAAAUCUUUUGGUGGUCCGGCCAAGACCCUGGAGGGUUUCCCAGCCAGUGGUCUGGUCUUCAGUGGGUCUCAGCCCAUGCCUUCGUCGCCGGCCUCCAGGGGGUUCCUGCCCGCGCUUACGCCUUCGUUGCCAGCCUCCAGCGAGUUCCAGGCCGCGCCUACACCUUCGUCGCCGGCCACCAGAACACCCUCAUUUUCUUCGCCAGCCUCUAGUGGGUCCCAGUCCACAUCCCUGGCCUCCAGUGGGUCCUGGCCCUCACCUCCACCCUCCAGUUUGUUUGGACCUUGGCCCUCCCCCUGACUCUGGAUGUAAUCUAAUAUUGUUCCUUCAUUUUGGAUCUUUGUUCUGCACUCCUACACACUGUUUGCAUCUCUUGUCUCUGUGGUUUACAGGGUGUGCAUGUAGCAGAGCUAAUUUCAAAAAACAGUCCAGUACCAUCACAUUUCCUGUGUCAUAUACGUAUGAUGGGUUAAAAUGUGUGGGCAACAGUGAUGCAGCUCAGCACAAAUGUGUAUGUGAACACACACUUCUGCUUUACAGUGAAAACCUUGUAUCUCCUCAAAGUCACUGUCAAGACUUAAAGGCAACAAACAGUUUUAGUUUGUAGCUUCAAAUAUAUUUGUUUAUUUGAUGAGUGUCUUUAUUUAAAUGAAUAAACCAAUAAAAGUCUCAUUUUGAAACCAUUUCAACUGGAGUGUGUCCUUUCAUGUGUUUAGCAGUGGUCUGUGCUGGUGUCACUUCCUGUGUUAGAGGCUGAACAACUCAAAGACGGACAGCAAAACCAGACAGUCAAACCUGUUUAAGAAUAGCUUCAGUUAAGUUUCCAGUUUGUAAAGAUGUCUGCAGAAAUUCUUGCUGCACCAGAUUCCAGCUUCAAUGUGAGAUUCACCAGAAGAGAGAACAGAGGAGAGGGAGAAGAGAUGGAGGAGGAGAUCUUAGAGGAUGAAGAGCAUCACGCUGAUCUCGGGUCACAACAAGCCAGAUCAAACACUGAACAGAACAGUGCAGCCAUCAAAACAAGAUGUUUCAGAGCUCCUGCAGUGACUCUGGGAGUGAUGUAUCUUCUCAUACUGGCUGGAAUCUACACACGCUAUAUUACUAUCAAUUUGGGAAAAGACCAGUUGCAGAACAAAUAUGACAAACUGAGCAACAACUACACCCAGCUCCAGGAAACAGCUUCAGCCAACAGCAAUCAGCUGAAGAACAGUUAUGAAACCCUGAGUAAAAAUCACAGUAAGUUGCAAGAUCAGGUCAAGAAGCUGAAGGAUGAAAUUAAAGUCAACAACAGUCAGUUACAGGAUGAGUUACAGAAGCUGAAGGACAAAAUUGAAGAGAAGUGGUGUCCUGAUGGAUGGACGAGAUGUGGAUGCAGCUGUUACUUUAGAUCCAAUGAGAUUAAAUCGUGGGAUCAGAGCAGAACUGACUGUCGGAACAAAGGAGCAGAUCUGGUGGUCAUAAACAACAGAGAUGAAAAUAAAUUUGUCAGUGGCCUGAACAACAUGUAUGAAGAGUUCUGGAUCGGUCUAAAGACAGAAUGGUCAUCAGAGAGAAGAAGUUAUGAAUGGAAAUGGGUGGAUGGAUCACCGCUGACAGAAACCUUCUGGGCAGCAGGACAACCAGCUGCUACAUGGGGCUGGUACGCAGCAUACAGCAAUCAACAAGGACGAUGGACACAAAGUCAAAAUUAUCAUAAGAAGUAUUGGAUCUGUGAGAAACGAGUUUCUUGCAUUCUGUGAUGUCAGAAGUGUGUAGUGUUGAGAUCAGCUCUGUAAACUCAGACACAUUUCCAUGUAUUGUGUGUGACAUGCUCAAUAACCUGGAUCACUCAUAUUGUUCCUCUGCCUUACACGCUGUAUAAUCUGACUGGAAGUGAUCCAACACAACUACAUGUGUGUUACUGACUCUGCAGGAUUAUCACAAUAAAAGCUUGUCUUCA